AUGUGCUGGGACCCUGUGGCUGUGGAAGGGAUUCAGGAGGGGCCAGCAGGGCUUGAUCAAUGCCAGGGACUCACAGCAACUCUGGGUGCUGUAGGGCUGGACCAUGAGCUGGCUUUCUCCAAGAUCAUUGUGGAGCUACGGAAGAAGCACCCGGGCCACAUCCUGGCAGAUGAGGACCUGCAGUGGGUGUUCGUGAAUGCGGGCGGGUGGAUGGGCUCUAUGUGCCUCCUGCAUGCCUCACUCACCGAGUAUGUACUGCUUUUUGGGACAGCUGUCGACACUGGGGGCCACUCAGGUCGGUACUGGGCAGAUAUCUCCGACACCGUCAUCUCGGGGACCUUCCGGCAGUGGAAGGAGGGGACCACCAGAAGUGAGAUCUACUAUCCAGGGGACACCAUCGUGCACCAGGCGGGAGAGGCCACGUCAGUACAGUGGAGCGCAGGCACCUGGAUGGUGGAGUACGGCCGGGGCUUCAUCCCUUCCACGCUCGCCUUUGCCCUGGCUGACACCCUCUUCAGCACUCAGGACUUCGUCACGCUCUUCUACACCCUGCGUGUCUACGCCAAGGGCCUGCUCCUGGAAGCCAAUGCCUUCUUCAGCACCUUGGGCUGCUGAGCCCGGCUCGCCGGGAUGCCCUGCCAGGCACGGCUGGCUCCUCUCCUCCCAGCCUUCCUCCCUUUUGCUCCUCCUCCUCCCCGAGCCCCGGCUCUAGC
Molecule: messenger RNA, 713 nt
Organism: Pygoscelis adeliae (Adelie penguin)
Lineage: Eukaryota; Metazoa; Chordata; Aves; Sphenisciformes; Spheniscidae
Gene: SIGMAR1
Product: sigma non-opioid intracellular receptor 1
Exons: 3
Coding region: 1-615 (204 amino acids)
Cellular component (GO): endoplasmic reticulum
Source: RefSeq, a predicted model, not a curated record